AUGGCCGCCGAUGGACUGCCGCCGCCCGACUGGGACCACUACUACGCCAGCCUCUACUCCCGUCGCGUUGACCUGGUCGGCGACUUUGCCGGCAGCGAGCCUUUUCUCGUCGAAGGCGACUCUCUUCUGCUCCACUGCUUUUCCGACCGGCUGCUCGACUUCAAGGAUGGCUUCCAGAUGCUGCAUGCUGUUUGGCUUGUCGAACACUUCUUGCACAAUCUUCAGCGCCGCAACUGCAAUUUCCAUCUCGCCUUUUUUGACGAUAGAGACCAUCUCUGCAUCCCACCCCAUGCCAACCAGGCCGAAAAGGCAAAGUACCGCCUCGCCCGUGCCGUUGUUGUGCGCCAUCUCCAAGCCAACCUCGCCCGCGACGCCUCUCCCAUCAAACUCUUCACCUUUCCGUCGCCUGAUAGCCACUCAUUCAGGACUGCCCUCGCCGCUAAUGCCUACAUGUUUGUCAUGAUGAAUGAUGGCGCUGCUGACCCUUGCCAAUGCACACAUCAUGCGCAAUCGAAGCACGAGCUUCGUCUUGCCAUUUGCUUGCUUGUCACGUGCGGUUACAGUGUCGCCUUGAUCAAUGGCCUCGAAUGGCGGGAUACCAAGGCCAUCACUGCCGUCAUCGAGGGCGAGAACAGCUCGCAUAGGCCCAGCAUGCCCAAGGCCGACGACCAUGCUGCUCAGCCGGACGCGGAUGCAUUCGGACGCGAACUGUACGACGCUCUAAGUGAGCAUCAUGGACGCGCCGAGCAAAAGCUUUCAGAACGUGUUUACCUCGCUAUCGCUACCGCGGCAAAUCUGGUCUCUGCCGGAGAUAUACCUCACCCUGAUAUCGCGGCUUUCUUCCGACAUGCUGUGCUUCAGAACCAGCUAUCCCUUGAAUCGCGCUCUUCCAACUCUUCUGCGUCAACAGAGGCAUCACAACGCUUUUUCCACCAAUUUUCAGAAUCUGCACUGGCAGUCAUGAAUUCUCCGUUGUGGAAGACCUUUCUGGACGAGACAGAACUGCCCUGCGACGUCGGUGACCUUGUUGAUGGCAGACUGUACAAUACCGUCGUUGCUGGACGUAUCCCACUCCCGCAUCUGGACCAAGACUUCACAAGCCUCGUCGCUUCAUUGGUGGCGCUAGACACCACGGAACUUGAGCGGCAACCCUCUGGAACGGUAGACGAGUCAGUGCAAGCCCCAGAAGAGCUUUCAAAGUCUUCCCGCCAGCUUCUUCCAUUCGCUGAUGGGGUAUUCGACAAACAUUUGCAACCCGUCAAAUUGGACGGCGAUGAUCAAGCGGUCCAGCAUCCCAAAGGCAGCGCCUCAAGAGCAUUCCGUGAGUUGACUCACUGGAAUAACGUUAAGCGCCCGUUGAACCGUAAGGCUGUCUUGACCGCCAAGGAACGCGCAAACUUCUAUGCACGGCGCCGAGAUCAGCGCUUCAUGGCCGAAAUGAUGGCAUACGCCGCCAGUCUGACCAACGCCGUUGGGAAAGCUUUGGAACCCGAGACCGUCAUCACCCAGGAUGGACAAUCCGUUGCUUCGCGCGCAAGCAAGGGGCAGCAACAGGCAGGACAGUCUGCUAAAGCUGGCGGUGGAAAGAACAAACAGAAACAAGCCAUGCUGGACAAGAUCGCCGCCGAACACGAGAAGAAGGAAGCAGUCCAAAAUCAGAAGGUGAUCAACUCAUGGCAUGCAGUUUGCAAGGAUAUUCAGCGCGAUCAGCAGCCUGCUGUACGGUACUCAAAGGCUCUCCAGUAUCUGGCUUCUAUUUCAAGUUCUAAGCAGGCUGUCAUCGGCUUCGAGAUCGAACUCUACGCUCUUAACUGCCUCCUCGAGCUUUGGAAAACUUCUGUCUCGAGCAACCAGGCGUCUCCGAAUUUUGCACUUGCAGCCAAGAUCUGGGAUACUGUCGGCCGCCUCAGCAGCAAGUCUGGCAUUACAAAGACGAUGAGAGAGAAGCUUCUGCGGACUGUGGAUUCUCUUGGCCUGCCUUUCCCAAUCCCUGCAGCCGAGCUGCAAGACAGAAAGCUGCCGUUCGACUUCACGCUGCACGAGAAAGACGCCAGCUUGAAGGUUCCCUUACCGUCCAAGGAGUUUCAGCUUCUUCAUUGCGGCCCUUACUUUGAUCGCAAGAUGGACUCUGCGCCCGAUGAUCGCGUUUCGUUCGUUCCAGAUGGAUGGCAACGGAAGGUUCUUGACGUCGUUGAUGCCGAGAAAAGCCUCUUCGUGGUAGCGCCUACGAGCGCUGGUAAAACCUUCAUCUCCUUCUAUGCCAUGAAGAAGGCCCUUGAAAGCUCCGAUGAUGGUGUCCUUGUGUAUGUCGCACCCACCAAAGCUCUCGUCAAUCAGAUUGCCGCAGAGAUCCAAGCCCGUUUCUCCAAAGUGUACAAACAUGCUGGCAAGUCGGUCUGGGCGAUCCACACCCGUGACUACCGUGUCAACAACUCGACGGGCUGCCAGAUCUUGGUGACGGUGCCAGACAUUCUUCAGAUGAUGCUGCUGGCUCCGAGCAACGCCAACUCGUGGUCAUCUCGCUUGAAGCGCAUCAUUUACGACGAAGUUCACUGCAUCGGCCAGGCAGACGACGGCAUCGUCUGGGAACAGCUGCUCCUGCUCUCUUCGUGUCCGAUCAUUGCCCUCUCUGCCACCGUCGGCAACCCCGAGGAGUUCCGCAGCUGGCUCGCCUCGGCGCAGAAAGCUAUUGGGAACGAGCUUGUCAUGGUCCAUCAUCCACACCGUUACUCGGACCUGCGGAAAUAUGUCUACGUCCCACCUAAGACGCUCGCAUUCGAAGGGUUGCCCAAGGCACCAGUAGUCCCUCGCGUCGACUUGGACAGGAGCGAGGACUUCCGGUUCGCCCAUCCAGUCGCAAGCUUACUGGACCGAUCCCGUGGGAUGCCCAAGGACUUCUCACUUGAGGCUCGUGACUGCUUCACUCUGUGGAAGGCCAUGAAGGCUCAUGAGAGCGAUACGUAUGCAGUUCCGGACUCACUUGAUCCGAAGAACGCCCUCCCAGGAGUGAUUACCCAGGCUGCCAUAAUCACCUGGUGCGAAUCGUUGAAGGAAGUCUUCCAGAAAUGGAUGGCAGAACACGACUCUCCGUUCGAUUCCGUCGUUCGGGACCUCGGCCGAGGACUGCAUGAACUCGAAGCGGAAAACGACACAGCGUUGGAUCAUGCAUCGUUAUCUAGCACCGCUCUUCCACUUCUUUGUCGUUUACAAGAGCAGUCCGCCCUACCGGCAAUCAUGUUCAAUUACGAUCGCGGCACUUGCGAGUCAAUCUGCGAAAGUGUCUUGACUGAACUGAAAGAGGCGGAGGACAAAUGGAAGAAAACAUCUCCGGUGUGGGCCAAGAAGCUGGACGACUGGGAGACGUGGAAGAAGAGUCGUAAAGGAAUGUCGAAGAAAACCCCCAACAAAAAGUCCGCAACGGUGGAGAAGGGUAUGAGCAAGGCAGAUCUUGAGAAGGAGGCAGCGUCCACGGAAAUCGACAGCUGGGGAAGCUUUGACCCGGAAGCUCCUCUUGACGGGUUCCACUUCAAGGAUGCAGCCAAGCUACAGCAGUCUGAGCUGGAAGUAUAUGCGGACGAGCUUCAAUGGCGCGGCGUCCAACCUUGGCUGAUUGAGGCACUCAGCCGCGGCAUCGCUGUCCACCAUGCGGGUAUGAAUAGGAAGUAUCGACAUGUGGUCGAACUGCUCUUCCGCAAGGGCUACCUGCGGGUCAUCGUGGCUACUGGCACGCUCGCGUUGGGUAUCAACAUGCCUUGCAAGACAGUCGUCUUCUGCGGCGACUCGAUAUCCCUCACCGCUCUCAAUUACCGCCAAGCAGCCGGUCGUGCUGGCCGUCGUGGGUUCGAUGUUCUCGGCAACGUUGUCUUCCAUGGCGUCCCCGUCUCAAAGGUCCGCCGCCUGCUCAGCUCGAGCCUGCCCGACCUCACCGGUCACUUCCCCAUCACGACGACGCUGGUGCUCAGGCUCUGCAACCUGCUCUCGGAGUCCAAACACUCCGCCUUCGCCGUCCGGUCCAUCAAUGCCCUCCUGUCGCAGCCGCGUCUCUGCCUUGGCGGCGACGAGAACCACGUGACGGUGCUGCACCACCUGCGCUUCUCACUCGAGUACCUCCGCCGGCAGUUCCUGCUCGACCAGUCGGGCAACCCGCUCAACUUCGCCGGCUGCGUCUCAAACCUGUACUACACCGAAAGCUCCAACUUCGCCUUCCAUGCGCUGCUCAGGGACGGCUAUUUCCACCGCCUAUGCGCCGGCAUCCGGCAGACGCCCGACAGCAUCGAACGCAUCCUCUCUACCGUCGUGCUCGUCCUAUCACACAUCUUCGGUCGCCGCUACAACCGCCAAGUCGACCGCGAGUUCGUCGAAGAAGUCGCCAAGCGCUCCCCUUCAUCCAUCCUCCUCGCGCCGCUGCCCGCCGACGCAGCGCGCAUACUGCACGCCCACAACCGCGACGCGCUCGACGUCUUCAAGACGUACGUACGCACGUACGUCGCCCAGCACGUGAGCGAGCCCGACAACAUCCUGCCGCUGACAGGCGUCAAAUGCGGCGGCGGCGACGCAGGCUCUCCCACACCUGCGCCGCCAGCGCCGCAGUACACGAUCCGCUCCCCGUUCGUCGCCCUCUCGGGCCACACCGACGACGAAGACAUCGCCACCAUCGCGGAGCUCUGCCGCACCGUGCGCGCCGGCGUCUUCCUCGAGGAGGCCGUGAUCCCGCACGUCCCCGUUCAGGAUUCCGAAGAGGGGAGCGACGAGGAAACUCUGGAUCUCUCGCCUCUCAACGCCUACCUCCUCGAUUUCUUCAAGCACGGCGACGUGACGGCGCUGGCGGAGGCGAACGGCAUCCGCCGCGGCGACGUGUGGUUCGUGCUGCAGGACUUUUCGAUGGUGCUGGCGACGAUCGUGACGAGCUUGGAGGAGCUGCUCAAGAUGGGCGCGGGUGGGGACGGCGGGGACGAGACGAUGGAGGAGAUGGCGGAUAGGCUGUUGGAAGGCAGCACUGCUGCUGCUGCUGGUGCUGCCACUCCUGGUGUGGCGGGCAAGGAGAACAACAAGGCGCUUCCUGUGCGGGGUAAGAAGGUGGCGAAGAAGGCCGUUGCUGAGAGCUGGGACGACGAUGAUGGUGAUGACGACGAGGAGAGCUGGGACGCGGACGGUGCUGCUGGUGCGGACGAGGCGUUGAACUCGCUGGCUUGGGAGGAUGACGGAGAGGGCAGCUUGCUGGACGUGCUGGUGGCGUUUAAGAAGGUGUCGGAGGAGUUCAACGAGAAGUUCAAGGCCAUGUGGGCUUAG
Molecule: messenger RNA, 5289 nt
Organism: Diplodia corticola
Lineage: Eukaryota; Fungi; Ascomycota; Dothideomycetes; Botryosphaeriales; Botryosphaeriaceae
Product: dead deah box helicase
Exons: 3
Coding region: 1-5289 (1762 amino acids)
Cellular component (GO): cytoplasm
Molecular function (GO): ATP binding; nucleic acid binding
Source: RefSeq, a predicted model, not a curated record